UGUUUUAGUCGUAUGUGGCAUUCGAAAUUCUGCUCUCCCAGUGGAAGCAAGUCAAAAUAUAAGUAAGUUUGUUUUUAAGCCCAAUACAUCCCCAAAUUAGGGAGCCAAAACACGAGACAAGAAGGAUGCCACGCAGAAACAAGAGCACUGCGGCAAAGGCGCACUCCACCAGCCAUCUGCCGGUGGUGCAGCCCGCCAAGAAGGACUCGGUGGUGCGAAGCGCUGGUGGCGCCUUCAGGGAUGUGGCCGCUCAUGCUGCGGGCGUGGCAGCUGGUUCGGCGGUGGGUCAUGCAGUGGGCGCUGGCAUCAUCGGUUUGUUCCACGGCCCCAAGGGCCAAGUCAAGCACAGUGACCUGGUCCAAGACGGUCCUUGCGCCUUCGAGAUGAAACAGUUCCUCAAGUGCACCGAGGAAAACGCCGAUCUGAAUGUGUGCAAGGAGUUCAACGAUGCUGUCCGCAAAUGCCAUCAUCACUAUAAUUUGUAGGGUGGAGAAAUAUUUUCUGGGAAAUCAGUUGCCAUUAACAGAUUUUGGGGCAAAAUAAAUUUGAUUUGCUUUGUUUUUGAAAGUCA
Molecule: messenger RNA, 571 nt
Organism: Drosophila ananassae
Lineage: Eukaryota; Metazoa; Arthropoda; Insecta; Diptera; Drosophilidae
Product: coiled-coil-helix-coiled-coil-helix domain-containing protein 10, mitochondrial
Exons: 1
Coding region: 126-485 (119 amino acids)
Biological process (GO): mitochondrion organization
Cellular component (GO): mitochondrion; nucleus
Source: RefSeq, a predicted model, not a curated record